ACGUGGUAUUGAUAAAUCUAUAGACUGGAUGUACCUCGCGUCGUGUACAAUUCUCAUGUACGUUUUAAUUGUAUUACACUACACGUUCUUCAGUAGCGAGCUUUCCUCACUGUUAAAGAACCUGGUUAUUUGAUUCCCUGUGUUGGAACUGUACCGUGCGCUAAUGGUUGUGUUUGUCAGUAAUGCUGCUAUAUGCUGGUCAGUGAUGACUGUGACCGUCUGAUGGACCGUCGUAAGAGCAAAAGGAAUGAAAGGCGGCUGGAGCUACCAAGAGUAAGAACGACCAGACGUGUAAAACCAGAAACUAUCGACUGGAAGUGACAGCUGGUGGGAACAUGUUCAGCGUAUCAUCUUGUUAAUAGAUACUACAUGGUCUAGGGUUGGUAAAGUCAUUCCGUCAUGAAGUAUAAACAGAGGUUGGUAACGGCAGUUGUCAUGGUUGCUGUUCUCGUCUGCGUAGCGACACUUUACAAAGGGGCGACAACCCUUAUAAAUAGAUCCUCCAAAGACCGCGAUGCUCAAUUUGGUGGCUUCGUCGCCGACUUGGCACGCGGAAGAUAUUUAGGUGGCGCCUUUGGAACAUGUCCCUCAGAAAAGGCAACCGCGACUUACAUGGUGGACGAUUUUUAUGACAAAGUUUUGUUUACAAAAAACGCGAGGAAUGGUUUAUACAUUCUGAACGAAACAGAAACUGCCUUUGUAGAUCAUCGGAUGAAGAAAAUCAUGAGCCCGACAGAGCCGUUAACUGUAAUUGUUGUUCCGCAUUCUCAUAACGAUCCCGGCUGGCUUUGGACAUUACAAACUUACUACGACGUCCGGACCAGACAUAUUAUUUCCAACACUGUCAAAUUUCUCAAGGACACACCUGAUUUCCGGAUGAUCUGGUCGGAGACCAUAUUUUUAAAAAUGUGGUGGCAAGACGCUAACCCACAGGACAGGUCACAACUCAAGUUACUUUUGAAAAAUGGUCAGCUAGAAAUACUGUCUGGGGGCUGGGUGUCCGUAGACGAGGCGACGACUCACUACACAGCCGUCCUUGACCAGUUAAUCGAAGGUCAUCUGUGGAUUAAGGACAAUCUUGGAGUAACCGUAAAUACAAGCUGGUCAAUCGAUCCGUUUGGGUAUUCUUUAACACUGCCGUACCUGUGGAAGAAGGCAGGCAUGUCUAACAUGGCAAUCUUACGUAUACAUGGUGCUGUCAAAUCUUACAUGGGAAACCGACAACUUCUUACAUACCAGUGGCGACAGCCCUGGGAUGUCCCCGGAGUCCAUGACAUCACAUGUCACGUGGAACCUUAUACCCUGUAUAACAUUGAGUACAGCUGUGGUCCAAACAUGGAAAUAUGUAAACGGAUGGACUUUGCACGUGAGCCAGAUUUCCCUCCUGAAAAUAGUCUCCCAAACGCUAAUCAUAAACGUGGCAUUGCGACGCAGAAUUUCGAACAACUUGCGAAAUCAAUUGUCGAACAAUAUCGACUUAAGGCGACUCAAUAUAGCCACAAUGUUAUUUUAAUGCCGCAUGGAGACGAUUUUCGGUACGUCAGCGAUUACGAGUGGCAACGGCAGUAUACGAACAUGAAGCGUCUCAUCACGUUUGUCAAUUCUAAAACGGAAUGGAACGUGAAAAUGAAAUUUGGCACUGUGGGUGAAUAUUUUGAUAUAUUGAAAAAAGAAAUAAAAAAAGCGGAAGAAAAUGGAAAACCAGAGCCGGUGAUAACCGGAGAUUACUUCACAUAUACCGACCGUGAUCACGAAUACUGGAGUGGAUAUUACACCACAAGACCUUUUGACAAAAGGAUGAUUCGUUCGUUAUUGGAAUUACUUAAAGUCACCGAAAUUGUGACAUCAUAUACAAUUGCUCAUUCACAACAGCAUGGUCAUGUGUUUGUGGGACUUCCGGAAGUGCUCGGAGCCCUUCAAAGUGCACGGCGAACACACGGACUUGUUCAGCACCACGACGCCAUAACGGGAACGUCUGCUCACCCAACAGUGAUGGAUUUUGAAAAAAGGGUAUUCGAUGCUAUUUCAAAAUUACAGCAGGUUCUAGGCAAGAGUCUUCAACAGCUUCUACUGACAAAGUCAACUCCAGGAUCACCCAUAGAGCCGCUGUAUAUUCAGUCAUCUCCCGAAACCACGCUCAACCCAAAAGUUCUACAGCUUAGCGAGAGCGGCUCUAGUCUUGUUUUUAUCAAUGGCUACACACAAAGACGAAAGGAAGUACAGAGUAUCCUUGUAAAUACUCCAGACGUUGAAAUUUUUGACGAAGUGGGUAAUUCUAUUUCAGUUCAGGUUAGCCCAUACAUUGGUGAAAAUACAGCGGAAUAUGGUUCUGCAACGGGAAAAUUUAUUAUCCUAAAGUAUUAUCAAGUAUACUUUGAACUUUCUAUCGCCCCAGUGUCCUGUGUAUCGUAUAUUAUCAAAAAGUCGAAAUCGCCCUCAACGAUAACGCCUAUCGUUUCCAUCUAUAACGGAAAGCUUCAACAGUCAGGGCCUUCAGUCUUUGAUAUUCGAGAACUCCAAGGGAAUAUCAGCGGGGUAUUGAAGAUAGAGACCCCUCAUCUUGUAACAGAAUUUUCUUCCAUCAAUGGAACUCUUCAGCGAAUGUGUGAAAACCGUGAUAAGGGCGUGUGUGCCGAUCUGAAACUGGACUGGGUCAGCUACCAGACUGGAAACAGUAAUGCGUACACGUUUGGUACCUCCGUUAAAGCGAUACAGAGCCUUCUUGGAGUAACACGCCCGAUUGUAGUGAUAUCCGGUAAACUGGUAUCUCAAGUAAGAAUCAGCCAUGCCCACUUCCAGCACGUCGUUACGUUGUAUCAUAACGAAGGUACCCAGGGUAAGGCUGUGCACAUCGAUAAUGUUGCCACGCUAAACCCUAAAAUGAAUCCGGAUGUGGAACUAAUGAUGAGGUUCGAGACGGAUAUCGUAAAUGAACAUGGUCGAUAUUUCACAGACUCGAACGGAUUCCAAUUAGUCAGCAGACGAUAUAGAAGCGAACUUCCUAUUGGUGCUAAUUUUUACCCAAUCACGUCAAUGAUGGUACUUGAGGACAAGUCGCGCCGCCUGACUCUACACGCCGCCCAGCCUCAUGGCGUAGCCAGUCUUAGGGAUGGACACAUCGACGUGAUGAUGGAACGUAUACCAAUGAGUAAAGGAAAGGGUCUAGAAGAAGCAGUUCUUGACCAGAAACCUGCCCCCAGUAAAAUGCUUUUGUCGCUAGAACACGCUUCCUCUUCGAGACCUUCCCAACUUGGUAACAAAGACUUUGUCGAGUUCCCGUCUCUCACUGCACACUUACUAAACGACCACCUACAGAAUCCUAUACAGACUUUCAUGAUAGCCCGUGUACAGUCUUCCCUUAAACCCGUUCUCACCAUGUUACACCAUACCCUCCCGCCUGACGUCAUCUUCUCCAACGUCAAGACAAUGAUGACGGAUGGUCUGGCAUUCUCUGGAACAGGAGUGACGCUUCACAGGAGAAAAAGCUCGUGUGUGUUCGUGGAUGGUGACGUCAGUAAAGCACCGAUCAAUCUUAAAACACUUUUUAAUAAUGUGGAUAUCGACCAGCUGGAUAAGAUGGCCUUAACUCAUGUGCAUUUAGACACACCGAUGACAGGACAACAAAAUAUUCACAUCGAGCCAGGCGAAAUGGAUUCCUAUUACAUCAGAUGGAAAUAAAACUAAAGUUCAGUUUAUAGUAAAGGUCGUGUAAGUGCUUCCGUGAAGAAUGUGUGAGCAAUCAUUAGAUUAUUUACUAACGUCAAAUUUGACACUAUAAUGAUAAUGUGUGUCUGUGGUGGUGUGGUGAUGUGUGUGUGUUAUGUGUGUGGUGGGGUGGUGGGGUGUGUGUGGGGAGGGGGGAUAGAUACUUGUGUGAAAGGUAAUAGUUCAACAGAGGUGUUAUCGAAGUUAAGGGAUGCUUUAAUGUUUUCAAUAAGAUUCGUCAGUUUAUAUAUACAAAAACACUGUACCUAUCAAACGUGUCGUGACGUUUCAAGACCGACUGGUCUCUUGUGAAGUUAUGACUGAGUGAGACCGACUGGUCC
Messenger RNA from Mizuhopecten yessoensis (Yesso scallop), 4046 nucleotides. RefSeq names its product alpha-mannosidase 2x-like. Gene Ontology annotation, molecular function: carbohydrate binding; alpha-mannosidase activity. The transcript has 4 exons. NCBI's taxonomy places the organism in Eukaryota, Metazoa, Mollusca, Bivalvia, Pectinida, Pectinidae. The record is from RefSeq and is a predicted model, not a curated record. Gene Ontology annotation, cellular component: Golgi membrane. Bases 400 to 3678 code for a protein of 1092 amino acids. Gene Ontology annotation, biological process: protein deglycosylation; N-glycan processing; mannose metabolic process.